AUGGGUUUCAACAAUGAGACUGUGGUUGCUAACCGAGAGAACACAAACGCAACAGACAACGAAGGACGAGCCGCCGACAUCGAGCGUCACAAAUCCGACAGCGUCGAGAAGGCCAAGACCGGUCGAGGAGAAUGGAAGCCCGAGCUAGCCUCUCAAAGCGAGCAAGCCACCCGUGGGGACAAACAUAACAUGACCAUGGAGCAGAUGCAAAAGAUGGCCAAGGAGAAGGGCGAGCAGGAGGGGAAGGGACAGAAGUAA
Messenger RNA from Cladophialophora psammophila CBS 110553, 258 nucleotides. RefSeq lists its product as uncharacterized. The record is from RefSeq and is a predicted model, not a curated record. NCBI's taxonomy places the organism in Eukaryota, Fungi, Ascomycota, Eurotiomycetes, Chaetothyriales, Herpotrichiellaceae. The transcript has a single exon. Bases 1 to 258 code for a protein of 85 amino acids.